AAUAGUUAUCCGGAAUUAAAAUUGUACCCCUGGCUGAAGGGAAAUUUUUUGUCAAGGUUCAGAUAGAAUAUUGUUGCGUGGGAAAUGUUGUUGGUACUUUAGUUUGGCUAGCUGGGAAUUGACCUGUCACGAUUACGUUUGUGCAUAUAUUUAUUUAUUUUCUUUUUUUAUGCGAUUGCAAAACGAAUUCUCGCUGCGAAAGUGCGAUAAUACUGUGCCGAUUCACUUCAAAUACCGUUGUUCUGCUACUGCUUAAUCUCUGCAAGACCGACACGCGGUACAUCAAGUAGGCCUGUGCAUUCGUCGUAUCAUUUGAGUCUACCGCUAGCCGAAAGACAUGGAAAAGGUGCGCUGUUAAUUGAUAAGGUUCAAUUGAAGGUUCACAGAUCGUCCAAAUUAUUGCCACAGUUUCAACGUCAUGGUCGAACCAGUUGUUCGUUCUUUCGUCAUGCGUAUUUUGUUCGCAUUCUUGGCCGGUUUGAUUACGGCCACGUUGUUCGUAACACUAAUGGUCCGACAAGGAAUCGCUCCUUUUGAGAUGCAACCUCCACCGGUACCGCUAGCUCGAACAAGUGAAGGCUGCGAUGACUUUCCCGCAUUAAAAAAUGAUAAUCUGCUCCGGGCCGCCAGGGGUGAACCUGUGGAUCGUGUGCCGGUAUGGGUGAUGCGCCAGGCCGGACGCUAUCUGCCGGAAUUCCAGGAAGUACGCGCGAAACAUGACUUCUUCACCGUCUGUAGGACACCGGAGCUGGCCUGCGAAGUGACAAUGCAGCCAUUGCGACGGUUUGAUCUCGAUGCUUCGAUCAUCUUUUCCGACAUACUGGUGAUUCCGCAGGCUUUGGGCAUUACGGUUGAAAUGAAACCUGGUGUUGGUCCGGUACUGCCCGAACCACUCGUCGGUCCACCUGAUCUCGAAAGACUCAACCAGACCGGCACUAUUGAUCGGCUGAAGUACGUCGGAGAAGCUAUCACGAUGAUGCGACGGAUGCUCGAGGGCAAGGUACCACUGUUCGGAUUUACCGGUGCACCCUGGACACUGAUGGGCUACAUGAUUGAGGGAGGUGGUAGCAAAACCAUGUCGAAGGCGAAAGCAUGGCUCGCAGACUAUCCGGAGGCGAGUCAGAAGUUGCUGGACAUUCUAACGGAACAGGUAGUGGAUUAUCUAGUAAUGCAGGUGAAGGCCGGUGCACAGAUGCUGCAGGUAUUCGAGUCCAGUGCGGACCACCUUAGCAAAGAACAGUUCCUUUCCGUUUCGUUACCAUGCCUGAAACGCAUUCGCGUCGAUUUGCUGCGAAAGCUAGCAGACGAAGGUGUUCCCGCCGUGCCAAUGGUGCUGUUUGCAAAGGGAGCAAUGCACUCACUAGCAGAGCAAUCCCAAACCGGCUAUGAGGUGCUCGGGCUCGAUUGGACAAUCGAUCCGGAAGAGGCUCGCAAGCAGGUCGGUCCGAAUGUGACACUGCAGGGUAACCUAGACCCACAGGAUAUGUACAAAACUCCCGAAGAGUUACGUGAACUCGUGCUGACGAUGGUACGGAAGUUUGGCAAGCAUCGCUACAUCGCCAACUUGGGGCAUGGUAUUACACCUCAGACACCGAUCGAAAGCAUGACCGUGCUAGUGCAGGCGGUUCACGACGCGUUGUGAUAAAAGAACCAUUGCAAUUAUGCCCUCUUCAUUACGAGCCUCUCCUUUGAAAGAUGAUGCUAAACAAAAGAAAAAAAAUUGUGCAUUUUUGAUAAAUCUAGCAUUUCAACAUAAACAUAAAGACAAGGAUUAUCAGUAAAGUAAACAACAGUUGCACAAUAAUAUCACUGCCUACUAUCACAAAGUUUGCUUUUGCCAUAAUAGGUGAUGGGAUUAUUGGUAGCAGUUAGCCAUCGUUAUCGCUUCAAGCGCAGUUUAUUUUCUUACGAAAUUGUAUUGUUAAGGGUUCAUGGACGAUUUUUUUUUUGUUUUGGUGUUAUUGAGGGAAAAAAUUAAUUUGUAUUGCAAAUAAAAUAG
Molecule: messenger RNA, 1999 nt
Organism: Anopheles funestus (African malaria mosquito)
Lineage: Eukaryota; Metazoa; Arthropoda; Insecta; Diptera; Culicidae
Gene: Urod
Product: uroporphyrinogen decarboxylase
Exons: 2
Coding region: 419-1642 (407 amino acids)
Biological process (GO): heme biosynthetic process
Cellular component (GO): cytosol
Molecular function (GO): uroporphyrinogen decarboxylase activity
Source: RefSeq, a predicted model, not a curated record